Molecule: messenger RNA, 934 nt
Organism: Pezoporus occidentalis (night parrot)
Lineage: Eukaryota; Metazoa; Chordata; Aves; Psittaciformes; Psittacidae
Gene: LITAFD
Product: LITAF domain containing
Exons: 4
Coding region: 139-579 (146 amino acids)
Cellular component (GO): nucleus; cytoplasmic side of lysosomal membrane; cytoplasmic side of late endosome membrane
Molecular function (GO): zinc ion binding
Source: RefSeq, a predicted model, not a curated record
CAGAAUAUGAGAACUUCUGGUUUUCCUCUAAGUAAAAUCUGAGUGUGAGAACUAAGAAUUACAGAAGCAGGCAUUACAGGGCACUGGAAGUCACAGUGGAUUUUAGUUUGCACUGCUUUUGGCAGGUGAACUGCAGAGAUGCCCACUGAGAAGGCACAUGGGGAAAUUCCGAUGAUUAUGUAUGAACCGCGCCAUGAGCCCUAUGCACAAGAACCCUCUGCACCAGAGUACUGCAGUCAAGAAGGGGGUUAUGAAUAUCCUGCUCCCCCACCUUACUCCUAUCGGGAAACAGCCACCAUUGAGCAACCAGUUUACAUGGUGUCUCAGCCUCCAAUCAUCGUAGCAGGAAUCUUCUCAAGCAAACCAACAUCCACAAUAUGCCCUUCUUGCCGCCAGCACAUCACCACACAGGUCACCUACAGACUGGGCAAACUGUCCUACCUUCUGUGCACCAGCUUGUGCAUGGUUGGGUGCUGUUUUGGAUGCUGCUUUGUACCUUUCUUUGUGAGGAUCUUCAAGGAUGCAGACCACUACUGCCCAUGCUGCCAUUUUCAUAUUUAUAGAUACAAAAGACUAUAGAAACAAAGUUUAUGCAGCCAGAUGGCAUCAAGUCUCUGUUUCCUAACUGCAUAAAAUUCUACACAUAAAACUACUGGUAUGAAAUAUAUAGGAGUAGGCUUAGGUUCUGCAGCUUGCUCCCUUGCUGGUGAAUCCGUCUGGAGUUUACCAUCACAUAGUUGGACUUACUUAAAAACUCUUGAAGCCUAAUUUAGUGUCACUUGUAUUUAUGCUCUAUUUGAUUCAUUGUCCUGAGGUGUGAAGUGACCAGCUAAUGAGUACUUACUUCAGUGCUACUACUGCUGCUCUCAAAUCUCCAACCCAGAUGGGACACAGACUCUUCUGGACUUUUCAACCCAUCACUAACCGAGAGGUU